Messenger RNA from Zingiber officinale, 773 nucleotides. RefSeq lists its product as uncharacterized. The record is from RefSeq and is a predicted model, not a curated record. The transcript is spliced from 4 exons. Lineage: Eukaryota; Viridiplantae; Streptophyta; Magnoliopsida; Zingiberales; Zingiberaceae. The coding region runs from base 24 to 629 and encodes 201 amino acids.
AUCUUAAGGAAACGAUCAGACAUAUGCACGAUAGCAUUGGAGCAGCAUCUCACCGCUACUUGUGCGAGGUCAGGCCUCAGGGAUUCUCCUCUCAUCCUCACGGAACCGGAAUGGCUGCCGCUGCUUCAUCGGCGAUCCGCCCGGUCUCGAUUCUCCUACCGCUGCCGCCUUCCAGUCUUACAUCCACCUUGAGGUCCUUCCCAGGCCUCCUCCGCCCUCUUCCUCGACUAUUGCCUCCGCCGAGAAGCCUCCGGAGUUCUCUCUGCCCACCGCGUCGAUUCUCCCCCGUCGUCUUCGUUGCCGCCGCCCAAUCCAAUCUCUUCAAGGUGAUUCAGACAGCUUGGAGAAUUGGAAGAGAUGUGACAGAUGCAGGAGCUAAUCUUGUGCCUGAUGCAGUUCCUAGACCAGUAGCGAGGAUUGGUGUUGCCAUUGCUGCUAUCAGUGUUGCACUUUUUGUUCUGAAGUCCUUCCUAUCUACUGUUUUCUUUGUAUUGGCGGUGAUGGGACUCGUAUACUUUGGGUUUGUGGCGCUGAAUGCAGACGAAGUCUCAAACAACAAGGAAAGCACUCCAUCCAGCGAGGAUCAAUCGUUGGAAGAAGCAAGAAGGAUAAUGGAGAAGUACAAAUAGACACAAGUUUUAGGGGAUAACUUGUAUUUUCUUCCUCUCUCUGUUGCAUAUAGAUUAACGUAAUUGUUCCAUGAAAAACACAUCAUUCAAACACGAUGCCUCUGGAUUAAGUUUCACUAUUUGAAGAUGAUGUUCUCAUUAUUA